Molecule: messenger RNA, 1210 nt
Organism: Diaporthe batatas
Lineage: Eukaryota; Fungi; Ascomycota; Sordariomycetes; Diaporthales; Diaporthaceae
Exons: 7
Coding region: 85-1194 (369 amino acids)
Source: RefSeq, a predicted model, not a curated record
GCUUGGCUUGCCGCGUACAGAGUACGGUCUCCCUGAAUCGACGAAGUUGACGAAGUCUUCCCUGAGAGCUGCCAUUGCAACGACAUGUCUCAAACUCAACAGCCGACAAUAUGGGGCUUGAGUAUCAGCUUUUCCAUAAUUGCUAUCGCAGCGGUGGCGCUUCGAUUCUAUGCUCGUCGGAUCAAGGGCCAGAAGUUAGGAGCUGAUGACUGGACUGUUCUCGUGGCUCUGAUACUCUCACUUGGCGUUUCUAUAAACCUUCUCAUUAUGACGCAAGUUGGUGGUCUCGGUACUCAUCUAGAGUACAACGAUGACGGGAGCCUCAAGGAUGUGGAAGCUUUCGAUGUUUUCAUGAAAACAAUUUUUGCCUUUGAGGUUCUUACGUGGCCAACAGUCGGAGUCACUAAGAUCAGCGUCGUCCUCCUGUAUCAACGAAUCUUCACAACCCAAAGAUUCAAGAUGCUCUGUUGGAUACUCAUAAUGAUAAAUUGCGCAUGGACCAUAGCAUUCACUCUCGCACUCACAUUCUCUUGUAUACCGGUCGCAUCGAGUUGGGACCUGACCCUUGAUAGCACCUGCGUCGACCUGAAAACCCUCUUCACCACAGCACUGGCCACAGAUGUUGCAACUGACUUUCUGGUACUGAUACUGCCAAUCUAUAAAAUAUGGCAGCUUCAGAUGUCCACGGCACGGAAAAUUAUGGUCAUGUUUAUUUUUCUCCUUGGCGGGCUGGUCAGCAUUGUAGGCAUCAUUCGGAUCCACUAUUUGACAGAAGUUUACGACAUUCUGGAGGUGGAUCUUGAGCUGGCGGACACAACUUGGAUCUACUCACAAGUCUACUAUUGGCAAAUCAUCGAGGUCAACGUUGGUGUGCUCAGCGCAUGCCUUCCCACCCUGCGGCCGGUGCAUGAGCGCCUGACGCGCAACUUGUCCUUCACCCAGCUCAGGGGCUCAUUCGAAAAGCUUCUCAUAUCCUCUAGAGGGACUCGCGAAGUCGAACAAGUCCGCCUCAACUCGAUGGAGCAAGGCGUGUCAGACAACUUCAACAGCAAAUCCUCGAAGGGGUCGUCCGAUCAGAUGCAAACACGACGGCAAGAUCAAAGAGGACAUUGGCCUCCUCAAUCUACUGAGAAUUUUGUUGACGGACGCGGUCCAAACGGUGUGAAUAACCACUGGCGGGCUGAACAUGUGUAAGACAUACAGAUGCGGG